GCUCAAGCUUGAAGGAUUCUGAUCUGUUGUUUUUGUUGUUCAAUCUUCUUCUCUUCCUCUUCCAAUUAAACUUAAGCAGCUCCUUCUGAGAAUUCGAAAGCAGGGCACGAGGAUGACGAAGCAGAGUCUGGUGAGGAACGAGGAGCUACCAGUCGCAGUGGUCUCUCCGGCAGCCAUCGCCGAAGCGUUUCCUCACUUAUCCUACCCUCCUCCACGUUCCCCCGGCUAUCUCCGGUGCAAGAGGCCGGAGAGACGCCUAGACCUUGCCACAGCCGGAAGAGGCAAUUCAUGGAUCGAAUCCAUCAAGAUACAGUCUCCAACCCACGUCAAGUCGUCGUCGACGAGCAGCGCAUCAGCUAUGUCGGCCGCCCGAGACGCCGAAUACGACAGCUGGGUGAGGAUGCAUCCCUCGGCGUUGAGCAACUUCGAGGAGGUGAUGACGACGGCCAAGGGGAAGCAGGUCGUGAUGUUCUUGGACUACGACGGCACUCUGUCGCCCAUCGUUGAGGAUCCCGACCGCGCCUUCAUGUCCGACGAGAUGAGGGAGGCAGUGAAAGAAGUGGCAAGUCAUUUUCCCACAGCCAUCGUGAGUGGGAGGUGCACAGAAAAGGUCUCCAGCUUCGUGAAGCUACCAGAACUGUACUACGCUGGAAGCCACGGCAUGGACAUAAAAGGACCGGAGGAGGGGACUCAGCAUUCCAAAGUCAAUGUGUGUGUGCCUCUCUCUUUCUUGGUUGACGAACUAUAUCAAAUUUGCAAUUUGCUUACUUAUUUAGCGAUGCAGACACACUGUGUUCUAUGUCAACCCGCCAAGGAGUUUCUUCCGAUGAUAGAUGAGGUCUGUAAGUCUUUGGAAGACAUAGUAAAGAGCAUCCCUGGCUCCAGAGUCGAGAACAAUAAAUUUUGUCUCUCUGUUCACUUUCGAUGCGUGGAGGAAAAGAAAUGGAAUUUACUUGCUGAUUUGGUGAAAUUAGUGAUCAUGGAUUACCCCAAACUGAAGCUCACCUAUGGAAGAAAGGUUUUGGAGAUUCGGCCGAGUAUUAAGUGGGACAAAGGGAAGGCUCUUGAGUUCUUGUUGGAAUCUCUUGGAUUUGAUGGCUACAAUAAUGUGUUUCCAUUGUACAUAGGAGAUGAUUGCACUGAUGAAGAUGCUUUCGAGGUUUUGCGCGAUAGAGAGCAGGGCUUUGGCAUUAUUGUCUCCAAGAUCGCAAAAGAAACAAAAGCCUCCUUUUCACUCAGAGAGCCAGCUGAGGUUCUCAAGUUCUUGCAUUGCCUAGUGGAGUGGAAACAAUUGUCCGAGGAAGGAUCUCCGAAAAGUGCAGUUUAAUACAGAGAGUAGCAGAUCUCAUGGAUGUUUUUUUUCUUGUCUGUUCCAUGAUUAAAAUAUUUUCACUUUUCUUUUUGUUAAAUCCCCUCUAAUAAUAAUGAUCUGUCCGACACUGCUGCGGCAGGAGGUUUGAAACCCUUAUUUAUUGGGUUUCUCGACA
Molecule: messenger RNA, 1487 nt
Organism: Zingiber officinale
Lineage: Eukaryota; Viridiplantae; Streptophyta; Magnoliopsida; Zingiberales; Zingiberaceae
Product: probable trehalose-phosphate phosphatase 6
Exons: 10
Coding region: 113-1327 (404 amino acids)
Biological process (GO): trehalose biosynthetic process
Molecular function (GO): trehalose-phosphatase activity
Source: RefSeq, a predicted model, not a curated record